GAAAGAGUGCGCACAUCUGAGCGAAUUGCUGAACCGAGAAUAAAAGAAAGAAAAGAAAAAAGUGAAUCGAGACGACCGGGCAAAAAAGUAUAUAAGAUAUCGAAGUAAGCCGUUAUUUUUUUCAUUUGAUACCUUGCGUUUAAGAAAAGAAAGGAAUAUGUCGAUUGUGCCGUUAAUUGCUGAGUUGGCUCAUGAUUUCAACAACGAAAUCGAGGGCCUAACUAAUAUCGAACAAUUGCUGUUGGAGGAUAAUUUUGGUCUGGGUGUUCAUCCAAUUGAUGUAUUCCGGCCACGCCGCCGCUCCUUAAUGCUUCAUCCCAGAAUCCGUUAUACACCCUAUACGCCAUUGUUAAGCAAAUUUCGACGUCGCCUUGACAAAGAUGAUGAGAACAAAUCGCAACUUGUUCCAACAGUAGGAAAGGACGGAUUCCAAGUGUGCAUGGAUGUAUCUCAAUUUAGACCGAAUGAACUUAGUGUAAAAACUAUCGACAAAACUGUUGUCGUCGAAGGCAAGCAUGAGGAACGCGAAGACGAUCAUGGCUUCAUUCAAAGGCAUUUUGUACGAAAAUAUCAAUUGCCCAAAGGUUACGAACCCAAGGAUGUCGUUUCCACUGUAUCGUCCGAUGGAAUACUUACAGUUAAGGCGCCACCACCACCUAACAAGGCUAAAGCCGCUAACGAACGCAUCAUAGAGAUUCAGCAGACUGGCCCAGCGCACUUGAGCGUAAAGCAACCGACGUCUACCAAAGACCCGGAGACCGUUAAUGGCGAACAAAGCAAAAUGGAUACGAAAUAAAAGAAUGACACCACUGCCCGGCUAUCAUAAAAAAUUUCAUAGUAAAAUAUAUUUAAGAUUUAUUUACCACAACCACAUACAUUAGUGACGUAAUCACAUAUUCUUUUAUUUUACAACAUUCAUUACAAUUCGAUUCCACAUCUAAGAGUUACGUUCCUUGUUUUAUAUAUUCAUUUGUUUUUUUUUUUUUUUUUUUAU
This is a messenger RNA of Glossina fuscipes, 994 nucleotides long. Its product is annotated as heat shock protein 27-like. Gene Ontology annotation, biological process: response to heat; protein refolding. The transcript has a single exon. The coding region runs from base 158 to 796 and encodes 212 amino acids. The record is from RefSeq and is a predicted model, not a curated record. Lineage: Eukaryota; Metazoa; Arthropoda; Insecta; Diptera; Glossinidae. Gene Ontology annotation, molecular function: protein folding chaperone.